UUUGACGUCAUACGCUGUUCAGUAUGCACAGCGCAGCAUGAAAUCAAACACAUUUAAUGAAUAUCUCGUAACUAAAGUCGAUUAAUGCGUUUAUUUUACAUAUUUUUUUAACCAAUUUUAUGUAACCGAAUUGAAACAACUGACACUAAACGGAUCGUCUUUGUUAAAAACUCCGAAUACGUGUUGCCUAGAAACACAAGCACUACAUACAAAAACAAGCGUCAUGUGUUGUGAGAGGCUGUAGUUUUUAAAACUAGGCAUUAAAACAAAAUAAACUCACAAUCACAGUGGAAUGGAAAGGAUACCCACUAACAAACAUGCAGCCAAUGCUGUGGAUGCCUAUUUAGAAUACAAAAGAAUUGUAGGGGAAGAUGAUGGAGGGCAGCUGUUUUCAGAGGACGAAUUCAAGAAAUACAAAGAAACAGUGGUGCCACGAAGAAUACAGAACCGACUUUAUGUCAGUUUUGGUGUCCCGGGACAGAUAGACUGCAAACUCAUUGGACCUGAAACACCUUGCUUUUGUACACAUAGAUAUAAACAGCACCGCACAGACUUUGAGGAGUUGUCAAAGGAGAGACCGAUUCUCCUGCCCUGUAGAGCCAGAGGUUGUCAGUGCGUGUCCUAUCAGUAUGUGCAUAUCAACGGAUCUAGGCCGGUACGCUGCCAGUGCAAGCACACAACCUGUGAGCACAGCGAGGCUCUAGGUCACCCAUGCAAAAAAUGCUCGGACUGCCGUGGCUAUCGAAGUCCAUUCACCUGUGGAUGUGGUCAGCCCGCAUAUGCCCAUGUGACGCUGGUCGAAACCAGGGAAGAGCGUGUGGCACGGGGUCAUCCAGUGGGCAGAGAUGUUCCCUAUGCGGCCAUGGGAGGCCUGACUGGGUUCAGCUCACUGAUAGAUGGCUACCUGAGACUGGAUCCCAGUGGUAUAGGUUCUAUUCUGAAGUCUGAUAGGCCUGGCCCAGAUCAUGUGUUGGAGACAGCUAAUACAUCGCAAACAGCUGUCAAAUAUGUAACCCCACAGCACACGAAGAGGGAAGAAAAUGUGAUGGAAAAGAUCGAAGAAUCAUCCAUCAAUCUAACAAGAAAAACUGAUUAAAAUUUAAAGAUCUAAGAUGUAAGUUAUAUAAAUAAAUAUAUAUGAUUGCAUUUCGAAAUGUUUUUUUAGAACAUACAAUGCUCUUCAUGUAUGAUGUCACCAAAUGCAAGACUCAAAAGCAGAAGCAAUGGAUAUAAAUACUGCACAUUUACUGCUUCUCAUGUGCGAACAAUUAAUGCAUCAGGACACAGCUCAUCACUUAACACUUGUGAGCUAAUGGUCCCAAUGUGAUCACAUUAGAUGAAAGUAAAAUCCAAACGUGCUGUUCCGUUGAGUUGGUAAAUUGUGUGUUAAAACAGGUGAAAAAUUAAAUGUGACAUUCUAUA
This is a messenger RNA of Misgurnus anguillicaudatus (oriental weatherfish), 1422 nucleotides long. NCBI's taxonomy places the organism in Eukaryota, Metazoa, Chordata, Actinopteri, Cypriniformes, Cobitidae. The record is from RefSeq and is a predicted model, not a curated record.